This is a messenger RNA of Fukomys damarensis (Damara mole-rat), 3474 nucleotides long. RefSeq names its product glutathione S-transferase C-terminal domain containing (gene Gstcd). Lineage: Eukaryota; Metazoa; Chordata; Mammalia; Rodentia; Bathyergidae. The transcript has 12 exons. The record is from RefSeq and is a predicted model, not a curated record. Bases 15 to 2006 code for a protein of 663 amino acids.
CUCAAUGAAAGAAAAUGAAAGGCAUUAAGAAAAGUCUUACAGAAGAAUAUCUAUACCUGGACUUUUCUCACCAAGCAGAAGGAUGCAUUCUUCCUCUUCAUACAUCUGUAACUUUAUUUUUGUUAUCAUACUGUGACUGCAAAAUCUUUAAAGUUUGCUUGGUCCUCACUGAAGAAGAUACCGAUACUUCACCACUAAGAGAUGUGCUGUCCCAGGACACUGAAGUCCAGAUUGUUUCAAGGCAAGAGCUUCCACCAAUAGUCCAGAAUUGCUGCUUACCUGCGGUAGUGGAACAGCCAGACAACUUCUGUAGAGCGGGACUUGCUGUUGUACUACGACACAUAGCCCAGAAAGCAUAUGAAACAGACCCCUCAAAGAAGGAAAUUCUGGAGCUUCUGGGUUUUAAAAAAACUUGUUUGAAAGCCUGUGCUGAAGUCAGCCAGUGGACCAGGCUGUGCGAGCUCACCAUCCCUCUGGCUAUUGAGAAUUUCCUCAGGGAGUCUUUGGUGCAGACCCCAGCCAUCCCCAUGGAAAUCCUGGAGCUGGAGAAGAAGCUGAGGGAGCCGGUAAGAGUGCACAAUGACGACAAACUCCGCAGGCAGAAGCUGAAGCAGCAGACCAAGGGACAAGUGAAGGGCCAAGGGCAACCUCUGGAAGCCUCAGAAGAGUCGGAUUAUGCGUCUCAGAGCCUGGAACUGAAAGUGGCCUUCUCCAAACUCAUGGUUCAGGAGGGGCAGGCUGCUAGCAGCAGGGAGCCUUCCCACAUCCGGAAGGCCAAAGCCUCAGACCUUCCUCCCCUGGAGCAUGUGUUUGCAGAAGGGCUUUUUUUCACCUUGGCGGAUAUCGUGCUCCUGCCCUGUGUCCACCACUUUCUGGUCGUUAUCUGCAAGAAAUUUUCUGAGAAGUUGACAGAGUUUCCUUUGUUAGCCUCUUGGUACCAGAGGAUUCAGGAAGUGCCCAGAGUGCAAACAGCUGCUUCUAAGUGUGGGAUCCAGUUUCUCCAGUUACCAGAGCUGUCAGCCACCCCCAAUGAACGCUGUCCACACUUAAGUGAAGCCCCUGGUGGAGAGGAGCAGAAUGAUCCUUUAUUUACUGGAGGACCAAGACCAACUAUGACCAAGUUAUUGGAAAAAGGCAUUGAAGUGGUGUUUUCUCCCCACCCCUGCCCUACGUGGACCCUUGACUGGAAUGGUCUUCCUGCUGCAGUGAGCCCAAAGGAAGGCCGGAUGUCCAGUGACCGAGCUCUGAGGAAGCAACAGCAGCUAAACAACCUUGUCUAUGUGGUGAUAAAUCAGGCCAAGCCCGGGGACAGAAUUGUGGAUUUCUGCAGCGGUGGGGGCCAUGUCGGACUUGUUCUCGCUCACGUGCUGCCAUCGUGCCAGGGGUCUGCAGGCAAGUGGAAGGGCCAAAUGGAACUAGAAGUGAGAGUGAGGGAAGCCUUUAUUCACCCGCUGUUCCUACUGAAGGCUGCUAACUUCUCCCCGACUUCUGCCUCACCGCUCCUGGUUAUAUUAAUAGAAAACAAGGAAUUAUCAUUAAUUCGUGCUAAGAAGAGAAGCGAUGAAUUAGGUUUAAGCAACAUUUGGUUCAUUCAAGCAAAUAUGGAGUAUUUUGCGGGAAUGUUUAAUAUUGGGGUGGCCUUGCAUGCUUGUGGAGUGGCAACAGACAUGGUGAUUGAACAGUGCAUCAAAACCCGGGCUUCCUUCGUCACCUGCCCCUGUUGUUAUGGUUUCAUCCAGAACACCUCAAAGUUCAACUUUCCAAAAAGUGAACAAUUCAAGAAAACUUUAUCAUACAAGGAACACAUGGUUCUGUGCAGGUUUGCAGAUCAGACAGCCGUCCAGCUCCCGCCCCAGCGCAGGAUCAUAGGAAAACAGUGCAUGUGCCUGGUGGAUUUGGACCGAGCAAGAGCUGCGGAAGAGCAUGGCUACUCUGUCCAAGUGAUAUCCAUGGAGCCGGAGAGCUGCUCCCCCAAAAAUAACAUGAUCGUGGGGGUCCCCGUGUAGACCUGCUGCGUGUGUUUGGAUGCGUUGCCACUGGCUUGACACCCGCAGGGCAGCACGAGCCCUCCUGAGCCUGUAGUGCUGAGGGAGGGAGCAAGGGGAAGCUGGAGCCAGGCUGCCUGUGCGCUGUAAAGGUUCUCAGGGUGACUGGGGCUGCUGGUUUCAGACUGAGAACAUCCGAAACCUCAGCUGCCAAGAGAAAAAUGCCAGUGAGGGCCCAGUGCUGGAGCAGGGUCCUUCUCAGUCCCUAAGCCUUGCCUGAUCUUGCCAGUGCGACAUUCAAUCCCAGAUAAAGUACCCGCGGGCCUUUAUUUUGUAUCACUGAGCCACUCACACCUGGAGACUGAAGCUGAACUCAGUGGGGUUUGUGUAUUUUAUAUUUUUAAGAAUUGUACUUUUUCUAUUAUUUUUUUUAAAUCUAGAAAGGCAUAGAUAAUAUGGUUAUUUUUAAGCUGGGGUUAGUUGAACCUUUGUAUGUCACUUAAUGUAGUCCAUUUAAGUUAAAUUACCAAAUAAGAUCACCCCUGGUUCAAACAUUUUAUGUGGGGAGAAUUGUGUGUUCUUAAAUUCUAACCAAAUAGUAAAUACACUGAUUACUUAACUCAACUUUAUAAGAGAGAAUUUGCAGUCCCAUAUUUUUAAGACCCUGCCCUGUAUUUUUCUGAAGAUACAAAAUCUUAUUUGAGUAAUUCUCCCUGACUAAAUUCUCCUUUUUUACCAGCCAGCAUCUUUAGAGGUGGCAGAUCCUCUCUCCCAUGCUGUUCACUUAACUUUGCAUGUCCUGAAUCAUUCCAUUUAAGAUUUCACCAGUUUUGAUGUUUCCAAUUCCUUUGCGACACAUCACAAGAAGACAAGACUUUGUUCGUCCUCAAGGGUUAGGGUCCGGGACUGGUUUAUAGGGCAGUAUGGAUGGAGCCAGGGGGGUUCUAGUCUUAUUUUGUGAGAUAAAAUUUAAGAAAAUAAGUAGCUAUUAGCCCUGAGAAUCUUAGCCAUUUGUGUCCAUGGAUCAACAUGCUUUUUUAUCCUGAACUUUCUUUUAAAUAAUGGAGGUAUAAUUUAUAUACAUCACAGUAACAGAUUUUUAAGCAUUUUAUUUGAAACUUUUGGCAGCUGUCCCACACAAUGACCAUUAAGUAAAAUGCCGAAUAUUUCCAUCAUAUGUUGUAAGACAUGUGCAUUGAGGCUAUUUCCCCAGCCUGUGACUUAUAUUUAUUUUCACAGUGUUCUGAUAUUGAUGAGGUUUAAUUCAUCUUUCUUCUUUUAUGCUGCCUAUUUCCUGUGUCCUCUCUAAUAAAUCUUUACCCAUCCUAAGAUUAGGAAGAUUUCUUUUUGUUGUCAUUGUUGUUGGGUUUUUUUGGUAAAACUUCACAGCCCUGCUUUUUAUAUUCAAGUCUGUGAACUGUCACAAAUCCUUAUUCACAUAAAGAAGUAGGCAUAUAUUAAGGAAUAUGUAGUUAUUUCAGCCCUCUGU